AUCAAUGAAUCCAGGAUUUCAAAUAUAAAUUCUCUUUCAAUCAUAGGUUAGGUUGUACGGUGUUGAAGUCAUGGGAAAAUGUAGGCUGUGGUCCUGGGUGAUUUACUGCCAUGGCAUGUCCCAUACUAUAGGUGGCAGUAAGCACCUUUAAGUUUGGCCUACAAUAGCCUCGAAGAAGAAAGCUCGUGACGUGAUCACUUCCGUAACAGCGGACUGACAGUGCAACAACCUGACAACAACAUGGAUGUUGUGGCCGAAGUUAGCAAGGAAACUGGGUUCGCCGGGGAAAGUGGCGCGGACAAGAUACAAGAGCGACUACAGAAGAGGCACCAGGCGAGGGUGGAGCAUGCUGAGCGGAGAAAGGAAGCUAAAGAGAGCCAGUCUGUCGCGGAGGAAAAGGGCGAGUACUUCUACACCACUUUCAACAAAGAGCGGGCGUCCAUCGAGGAGCUGCUGGCCAGUUCCUCCGGAGCUAACCGGGCUGCGGUGGCGCAAACACUGGAAGAGGCGACGGCUAAAACGGUCCAGCUGCAGAAGUUUCUUAAUGACAGCAUGUUGUUUCUUAAGCAGUACGACCUGAGACAGGCCCAGGCCGCUCUCCAGAAACUCCAAACCUCCCUCACUGAGAUCAGAGAGGAGGCUCUGCCCAAGAAGAAGUUUGGCUUUCGAGCUCGCACUAAAGCAACCGACCAAGUCUCUGCACCAGUGUCAGCAGCACCUUUACCUGAUGCCGGCACACCUGCAGAUUCUGGUAGCACUAAGGUGGAUGGACCAGCUGCUCCUGGGCAGUGCAGCUUCUCCAACAUGGAUAAUGUGAGUCUGACAAAGAAAGCUGAGGAGAUACAGAAACGAGACGUGCUGUUGUCUCACCUGACUAACUGCAAGGUCCGUCUGUUUGGUGCCCCCAGCACACUGCACCUGAAACACAUUGACAGCUGUGAGAUCCUGUGUGGGCCCGUGUCUAGUUCAGUAUUCAUUGAUCACUGCACAAACAGUACUCUGGCUGUCCCCUGUCAGCAGCUGCGGACUCACAACACCACGGACACACAGGUGUAUCUGCACGUCACCAGCCGAGCCAUCAUAGAGGACUGUCGUGGAGUGAGCUUCGCCCCGUUCUCCUGGUCUUAUCCCACCCUAGGGGAGGACUUUACUGUGGCCGGCUUAGACCAGGAGAGAAACAACUGGACCCAGGUGGAUGACUUCAACUGGCUGGCUGCAGGAACACCUUCCCCUAACUGGACUGUCAUUCCAGAAGUAGACCGGAAAACCAACUGGGACCCCUAGAAUUAAACAUUUACAACUUUUUUUAUCUGCCAAAGUAACAUGUCAGUAAAACCAUCAAAUGAAAUGUUUUAAGCCCAAAUACACAAAUGUUAUUUUGUUCAUGUUAUUUUACAAAGAUCAGUGGUUUUAAUGACGUUUUUUUAUUAAGCCAGUGACUGUGGGUAUAUUAUAAUUUUUUGCUGUUGUUGGUAGAUGUAAUCCACUGAUUGUGUUACGCUGCUACAUAGAGCUGGAGAAAAGGGAAGUAUGGAUGACCAGCUUAAAUCUGCACUGAGUUAAAAAAUAACAAACACACAGUGGGACCUUUGGUACAGAACAGCAUCACAUCGCAGCUGAUUCAUUGAAUCCACUCUUUUGCCAAAAUGAAACUAGUUUGGAGAUUUGUAGACUUAUAUUCUUCUUCACGCUUAAGGAACAAUUGAAACUAAAGAGCAAAAUGCAAAACUCUUUGAAAAAGCAGUUAAAGAUGACCAAACAGGGAAGGUUAAUGUCUUUUUUUCAGUAGGAUUCAGAAAUUCGUAGAUGUUUGCAGUUUUUGUUUGUAGUUAUUGCUGUAUAAUGCAAAAGAAACUACAUAAAUGUAGGAUUUAUUGCAGGAAUGCUGUAUUAGACUGCAUGGCUUAUUGAACCUAACCUAACAAACUGAAUGUAGUUAGCAUAGAGCUGCAACUAACUAACUUUUUUUUUUAUUAAUCUGCUGACCCCUGAUCCUAAAGUGCACUUGAAUUCUUUAGUGGUAGUCUGAUUUUACAAAACGUAACACCAUCUAAUCUGUUCUUUGUAAUAAAAUGUACUGGAAUAGAAACAAGACACAAAUAAAUGGCUUCCUGCUCAA
Etheostoma cragini (Arkansas darter) is the source of this 2119-nucleotide messenger RNA. RefSeq names its product tubulin folding cofactor C (gene tbcc). NCBI's taxonomy places the organism in Eukaryota, Metazoa, Chordata, Actinopteri, Perciformes, Percidae. Gene Ontology annotation, biological process: post-chaperonin tubulin folding pathway; tubulin complex assembly. The transcript is spliced from 2 exons. Gene Ontology annotation, cellular component: cytoplasm. The record is from RefSeq and is a predicted model, not a curated record. The coding region runs from base 241 to 1284 and encodes 347 amino acids. Gene Ontology annotation, molecular function: tubulin binding.